Molecule: messenger RNA, 441 nt
Organism: Penicillium mononematosum
Lineage: Eukaryota; Fungi; Ascomycota; Eurotiomycetes; Eurotiales; Aspergillaceae
Exons: 2
Coding region: 1-441 (146 amino acids)
Source: RefSeq, a predicted model, not a curated record
AUGGCCCAACAUGAACUUCAACGAACUCCCCACGUCGGACAAUGUACAACACCCGUGGAACGGACUGACCUCACCUCUCUGCCUGGUUCCAAUCGCCCAGGCGCGCCAGGAAAUCUUUGGAUGAUCUUUCAGCAGGAACCGGCCUGGAUAAUCACCCAACAGGCUCUGCCAUCCUCGCCACAUCCUGAACCAGGGCAGCACCGUCUUCUAGACGGAAACUUCGCCAGUGCGGUAGGGUGUAGACGAGGUCGAUUUUUUCCGGGUAUGCGUGCUGCUGCAUCGCCUGCAGGACAUUAUUAUUCCGUCGCAGCUGGAAACCCCGACGCAGUCGCAAAACUGGACUUCUUCGGCGUCUUCGGCAUAGCCAGGUUAGCCGGCACCGGGCGUGGCAUGCAUGUCGUGAGACAUUGCAUGUUGCUGCAUGUUCGCCGGUUUAGAUAG